Molecule: messenger RNA, 1248 nt
Organism: Melitaea cinxia (Glanville fritillary)
Lineage: Eukaryota; Metazoa; Arthropoda; Insecta; Lepidoptera; Nymphalidae
Product: protein obstructor-E-like
Exons: 6
Coding region: 38-1150 (370 amino acids)
Cellular component (GO): extracellular region
Molecular function (GO): chitin binding
Source: RefSeq, a predicted model, not a curated record
CAGUCGGUGUAUAACCUUGAGCGAGUAAAGACGCGUUAUGUGCAAAAUGUUGAAUUCAUUGUCACUGAUUUGUAUUUGUCUAUUUACCUUUGUAAAUGGUCAGUUUUCUAUUCAAACGACAAGCUAUCUUAAUAUCAUUGGUUUCGUCAAAAAGUUGGUAAGUGAAGAUUCAGACAAAAUUAUAGUUUUUGUUGACAUCAGCUCCCCUGCCGAUUCUUAUAAAGUUCAUAAAGAAACACAAAGUAUAUAUAAUGACAUCAUGAGCAGUAAAGAAAGCUACAAUAAUACGACUAUACACAAUAAUAUAACUAAUAAGGAAAUCAGUAAGGAAGGUAAUAUUGAAAUUAAAAGGUCUACUACAGAAAACACUGACAGUGAUAUAACAAGUUCUAAUAAAUCCAGUGAUCAACCAGAUGAAAAGAGCAAUAAAACAUGUACAGAAAACAAUGAACGAUAUCCAUUUCCAGGUAGCUGCGAUAGAUAUUUUGAAUGCAAAAAUGGCACAGCAGAAGAAAAGCAAUGUCCCGACGGCUUGCUUUACAAUCAUAACGUUAAGCUAGGUGCUUACCCUUGUCAAUAUCCCGUCGACGUCCAUUGUCUUCCAGGGUCUACUUUACAAUCACCGAAACCAACUAAAAACUGCCCAAAUCAGUUUGGAUACUUUAAAAAUAAAAACAGCUAUAGCUGCAGCAGUUUUGUGAUUUGUGAAAAUGGUAUUUCUUACGAGUACAACUGUCCUGAUGGACUCGCAUUCAAUACUUUGAAUUACCGUUGUGAGUGGCCUGAUAUAGUACCGGAUUGUGACGUCGAAGACUUCCUCAAUUAUGGUUGUCCAGAAGAGCCGAAAUCAAAUAACAUGAACAUUUCAAAAGGCUACAGAUCUCCAACAGAUUGCAGAAUUUAUUUCUCUUGUAAAAAUAACAAACCUCGUCGUUUAUUUUGUGAUGAAUAUUUUGCUUACGACGAGAUGGCUCAAACUUGUGUUCCGGCUUUUAAAGUGAGAGAGUGUUCAGACCAGCAAAGAGAUGAAGCUGGCCAAUUUAUAGCACUUAAUUCAAAUGGAGAAUAUGUAAUACUUGGUAGAGACGAUUAUGUGGCAAACAGAUUUGAAGACCUCAGCUUUGAGCCGAAAUUCCCAAGAAAAACUUAAAAACAGCUUAAAAACUCUAAUCUCUGGACUCAUAAAUAAAAAAAUCGAAGUCAUAAAAUAAAUAUGUAUCAGAGAUUAAAAAUGCUAUGUAAGGAUUC